AUGGUAGAGGCAUCAGGAAUGGUAAUGAUAGGUAGUAGUAGUAGUUUUAGAAUAUAUAUGAAGCCUACCAAAGAUAUGGUGGAGGCAUGGGGUCUACCAAAGAAUGGUGAAAAGGAAUGUAAGGGAAAGAGUGAGAGUAAAGGGAAUGGUGAAGAUAUGGAUGGUGAUGGUGGGUUUUUAGAAUACAUAAGCAGAGAAUGGUGA
Molecule: messenger RNA, 204 nt
Organism: Funneliformis caledonium
Lineage: Eukaryota; Fungi; Glomeromycota; Glomeromycetes; Glomerales; Glomeraceae
Source: the annotation of a GenBank genome assembly